Molecule: messenger RNA, 1907 nt
Organism: Menidia menidia (Atlantic silverside)
Lineage: Eukaryota; Metazoa; Chordata; Actinopteri; Atheriniformes; Atherinopsidae
Source: the annotation of a GenBank genome assembly
UAAAAGCACCAAGAGCAAAAUACACAAUAGUAGGAGAAGCUAUUCGACAUGUCAUCCCCGGACAUAUGCAAUGCUCCAUCGGAUGUGGAGGAGAAACCUGCAAGUAUGACAACCCAACUUACUGGAGUGAGGAUCAACAGGCCAUAAAAGGCCUCUACUCAUCAUGGAUUACUGACCAUCUCCUUGCCAUGUCCAGGCCCUCAACGGAAAUUAUCGAAAAGUAUAACAUAGUUGAUCAGUUCAAAAGGAGCGGUAUUAAAACCGUGAUCAAUCUACAGAUACCCGGAGAGCAUGCAAGCUGUGGAAAACCUCUGGAGCCGGAGAGUGGGUUUUCAUACCGCCCAGAGGUCUUCAUGGAGAACAACAUUUAUUUCUACAAUUUUGGCUGGAGUGACUAUGGAGUGGCCAAUCUCACCACCAUCCUGGACAUGGUGAAGGUGAUGGCCUUUGCUCUGCAGGAGGGAAAGAUUGCAGUCCAUUGUCAUGCCGGUCUUGGCAGAACAGGUGUGCUGUUGGCCUCAUUCUUGGCCUAUGCCACCAGACUGACAGCUAACCAGGCUAUUUUGUAUGUCCGUGCCAAACGGCCGAAUUCCAUCCAGACCCGAGGUCAGCUGCGUUGCGUCAGAGAUUUUGUUCAGUUCCUUGUCCCUUUGAGGAGCGUGUUUUCCUGCGCCCGGCCGAGAUCCAACCCCCUCACGCUGUCCCAGUACCUGAACCGCCAGAGACACAUUCUGCAUGGCUCCGAGAGGAAGGAGCUGAGGCACCUGCCCAAGAUAGUGCAGCUCGUGUGUAAGCUGCUGCUGGACAUCGCAGAGAAUCGGCAGGUGAUUGAGGAGGACAUUCUGGAAGCUCCUGAUAUUCAAGACAUAGAAAUGACCCUCAGUGUCAUCGAGCAAAUGGAGCCGGAUUUACUUGAUAAUAAGCCCCGCUUGCCUGGCUCGCUCACCUUACCCAGGCAUUUCAAUGAGCCCCCCAUCUUCUACCAUCGCAAGAGUCUGAGCUACAGUGAGUCUGACUUGAGGCGCCUGGGCUCACAGUUAAACCUCCUAACACAACCUAUGGCCUCAAUGUCCAAGUCUGACGUCAUUCUCCCGGCAUCCCUGAGUCGAGUUCAGAAGAGCAACGUCUCCGAAGUGUCUACCAGCUCCACGGGCUCCCUCUGGCAAGUCAAAAACGAGGAAGGACAAAAAGAUGGGACAUUUGUUGUGAAGAAACUGAAGAAGAAACCAAUUCAGCGAAGCGAGUCAUUUGGAAAUCAGACCAACCAGAAGGAUAGCAUGCUGUCCAGAUGGAAGGCAAAGCAGCGAGAAGAGCUGGGAGUCAACGGAACAUUGUCUAAAGGGAGAGAGGACGAGCAGUCGGAGGUUCCCUGCAUCACUCUGCAGUCCGAGCUGUCCCUGGACGCCCGGAGGCUGCUUGUGGCACAGGCAUUGGCAGUGGACCUUUUUAUUGAUGGAGAAGAAGAGCACAAGACCAAAGUGUUGGCCUGGCAGACAGAGCUGAAUCAAGGCGGUGCCUGGGAGAGGCUGUGCAUGGAGCGAGACCCCUUCAUCUUGACCGGACUCAUGUGGGCAUGGUUGGAGCAACUGAAGGAGCCGGUCAUCUCUGUCCAAGAUGCCCAGGCCCUAAGCCCCUACGAGACCGAUGCUAAAACUGUUCUGGACACGCUUGGCCAGGCCCCAAAAGAAACGUUGAGCUGCAUACUGAAUUGCAUGGCUAAGAUGGCGACUAUAUCAAAAGAGGUCGAAGAUGCAUUCCUGCAUCGCACCAUCAAGGCUUUCACGUGGAUGGACAUCAGUUCUGAGGAUGGGAGCAAAGUGUACGAGUCCAUGAGCACAGUCCUGAGGUGUGUGCUUGGUGAUAUGAAGUCUAUGAGCAGCAGCCUGGAGGACGCCUCAUCUCCCUAA